AUGGUCUUCGGCUGGGGCUCCUCGUCGUCCAAGAGCGAAACGGCCGAGCCCGUCGCGCCGUCGCGCGAGCAGCGCGCCAAGUGCUGGAGCACGCGCGACGCCUACUUUGCCUGUUUGGACCAGCACGGCGUCGUGCAGCCCGGCGACGGCGAGCUGGGGGACAAGAAGGGGUUCUGUGCUGCUUUUAGGAAGGAGUAUGAGGGGUCGUGUGGACGGAGCUGGAUCGAGUACUUCAACAAACGCCGCGUGCUAGAAAUCCGCCAGCAAAAGACGCUCGAGGCCGCCGAGAAGCAGCGCCAGGAGGCCGCCAGCAGGCGAUAG
Molecule: messenger RNA, 321 nt
Organism: Vanrija pseudolonga
Lineage: Eukaryota; Fungi; Basidiomycota; Tremellomycetes; Trichosporonales; Trichosporonaceae
Gene: new16
Product: Cytochrome c oxidase subunit 6B-like protein new16
Exons: 2
Coding region: 1-321 (106 amino acids)
Cellular component (GO): mitochondrion; respiratory chain complex IV
Source: RefSeq, a predicted model, not a curated record